UACUUCUGUACUGAAGUACAAUGUUGAAUGCAGGACUCUAGCCUGGAACAGAGUGUGUGUACUCUGUGGUAUUAAUACUUUCACUGAAGUAAAAUCCUCUGGGGCUCCACCAGCUGAUGAACAGAGAGUCAGGAGACAAAGACGUAGAACAAACGUGUCCUCGUGUCCUCAGACCCCUGCAGGACAGACGCCCUGUCCCUGGAACUUUGAAAAUGAAAUCUGAGCUUUUUCAAAUGAAAGUCAGUAAAUAAACUCAGAGAACGACGAAGACGAGGGUGAAGUCAUUCCAGUUGCAUGACUGCUGUCUUCUUCGUCUUCCUGUUCGUGUCAGGACUCGUCCACCACGCCCUCGGACCAGGUUUUCCUCUGCUGCAGCUCUCACACGUCUCCUGUGUUUCAGACCUGAGAGGAGCAGCAUGAGCCAGAGAAGUGACCAACCAGGUGCCUGUCCUGGGCAAACCAGAAAUCCUGUCUGGCCAGGUUCAGGUCCGCCCUCUGCUAACCCCACCUGGCCUGGAUGUCAACCAUCGGCUAACCCCACCUGGCCUGGAGGUCAACCAUCGGCUAAUCCCACCUGGCCUGGAGGUCAACCAUCGGCUAAUCCCACCUGGCCCGGAGGUCAACCAGCUGCUAACCCCACCUGGCCUGGAGGUCAACCAUCGGCUAAUCCCACCUGGCCCGGAGGUCAACCAGCUGCUAACCCCACCUGGCCUGGAGGUCAACCAUCGGCUAAUCCCACCUGGCCCGGAGGUCAACCAGCUGCUAACCCCACCUGGCCCGGAGGUCAACCAUCUGCUAACCCCACCUGGCCUGGAGGUCAACCAGCUGCCAACCCCACCUGGCCUGGAGGUCAAUCUGGAAAUGGAGGAGUCUGGCCCUGCCCACCUGCCUGUCCCACUGUACCUGGAGGGUGGCCCAGUCCUUCACCUGGCCCUGUUGCCCCCCAGCAGAGACUGGAGAUUCCGUACAACCAGACUCUUCCUGCUGGAGUUUAUGACAAACUGCUCAUCACCAUCACUGGAACCAUCAAAGCCCACGCUGACAAGAUCACAGUGGAUCUGACCACAGCACGCGACUUGGCCUUCCAUUUCAACCCUCGCUUCAACGAGUGUGGCAAUAAGGUGAUAGUCAGGAACAGCUGCAUCAACAAUCAGUGGGGGCGAGAAGAGAGAGAUCUCGAGCGGUUCCCGUUUGUCCAGGGGCAGUCAUUCGAGCUGAAGAUCCUCUGCACCAACAACGAGUUUAAGGUGGCCGUCGACAACGCUCACCUACUGGAGUUUAAACACCGGAUCACCGACCUGAGAUCCAUCAAUGCACUGAACAUCUACAAUGACCUCACCCUGUCCAAGGUCCACAUGGAGAGUCUGAACAGUGUAUAAAUGCAUUAGAUCUGCUGGGAAUCUCCUGAAAGUCCACCAGGGAUCUGCCAGGGAUCCACCAAUGAUAUAGUGGGGAUCCAUCAGAGAUCUACUGAAGAUAAUAAGUGGAUCAAUUUUAGAUUCUCAGUAAUCUACUGUAGAUCUGCAGGAGAUCAUCAUUAUAUCUCAAAUAGACCUGUAGAUCCUGAGUAGAUUUACAGGGACCCACCAUAGAUGCAGAGAAGAUCAUCAUUAAAUGAUUGUAGAUCAUCAUCAGUAGAUCUGCAGUAGAUCUUCAGUUAAUCCAAAAUAUAUCUUGAGUAGGUCUGUAGAUGAUGAUGAUGAUGAUGAUGGUAAGGUUAGUGUAACACAUUCAUAUAUACAUACAUAUACAAGGUUCUCAGUGGAUCCUCUUGUACUUCUGUUCCUGUGUUUGACUCAUAUAAAAGGUCUCGAUCUUAAAUUUGUUGGAGUUUGUCUGUUUUUAUCUGUGCAGCAAGACAGGAUCAAACCCUGACCCCCUUUACUCUAAGUGCUGAUCCUGGUUGGUAAAGGAAAGGAGAGUAAUUCUUUAUUUAAAAAAGAGAAGAGUCACUUUUGUAUAAAACUAAGACGCAGUGUCUCUGACAAAUCACUCUGAUCAACAAACCUGCUCUGGUUUCCCUGAUUCUACUGGUUCAACUGGCUCUGGGUCUCCUGGUUCUUCUGGUUCUUCUGCUUCUUCUGGCUCUGCUUCUUCUGGUUCUCCUGGAUCUUCUGGUUCUGGUUCUCCUGGCUCUGUCUGUUUGGUAUAUUUUUCCAUUGCCUUUUCAGUCGCCUCUCAGAUGAGUUAUUGAUUGGCAGGAGGGAAAAUAUUGCUUAUGUUGUUGUGUCUGUGGAAUUUACACAUUGAGAUAUUGAUAUUUACAAUAAAACACAAAGAUGCAAUAUUAUAUUCAAAUU
Molecule: messenger RNA, 2300 nt
Organism: Chelmon rostratus (copperband butterflyfish)
Lineage: Eukaryota; Metazoa; Chordata; Actinopteri; Chaetodontiformes; Chaetodontidae
Gene: lgals3b
Product: lectin, galactoside binding soluble 3b
Exons: 6
Coding region: 417-1379 (320 amino acids)
Biological process (GO): eosinophil chemotaxis; negative regulation of extrinsic apoptotic signaling pathway; macrophage chemotaxis
Cellular component (GO): nucleus; immunological synapse
Molecular function (GO): IgE binding; laminin binding; carbohydrate binding
Source: RefSeq, a predicted model, not a curated record